Daphnia carinata is the source of this 1150-nucleotide messenger RNA. Its product is annotated as prostamide/prostaglandin F synthase-like. The record is from RefSeq and is a predicted model, not a curated record. The coding region runs from base 202 to 711 and encodes 169 amino acids. The transcript is spliced from 5 exons. NCBI's taxonomy places the organism in Eukaryota, Metazoa, Arthropoda, Branchiopoda, Diplostraca, Daphniidae.
UAACUUGAGAUUAUAUUCUUGAAUAGGCUCUAACAAUUCUUUAUUCUUUUUCCUACCAUGUCCAAGAAGAGUCAAACAAUGGACGUGGCGAAAAUCGCUGUCAAUCUAGUAACCAAGUGGCCAACUAAACAGCAAGUGACCUUGGGAUCAUUAUGGCAAGAGCAAACAAGUGUCAUCUUCUUCAUGCGACGAUUUGGGUGAAUGUUCUGUCGGCUGGCAGCGCAGGAAUUGAGUCUACUCAGUCCUCGCCUCAGCCGAGAGAAUGUCCGUCUGGUCGGUAUCGGACUUGAAGAGUUGGGAGUGGAAGAAUUUGUGGAAAAGAAAUUUUGGGCUGGAGAGUUGUACAUAGAUGAAAAAAAGAAGUCAUUCAAUGACUUGGGAUACAAACGUUUUUCCAUUUGGAGCUUACCUGGUCUUUUGUUGAGUCGAAUUGCACGCAGCCAAGCAGCCUUGGGCAAGGAGAGAGGAGUAGGGGGAGAUCUACGCGGGGACGGUUACCAAAACGGAGGUCUAUUAGUCGUGGGCAAAGGAGGAAAAGUACUUUAUUCUUUCGUUCAAGAGAAUCCUGCCGAUCACGCCGCCAACGAAGACAUCCUCAAGGCCUUGAAUUUGAGCGCUGCUGGUAGUGAACAAGCCUCUGCUUCUUCUACUGCGACAUGCGGGGACGGAGAUGUUUGUAGCGUGAAACCAAAAUCACCGGCUUCUGAAUAAGACUGACCCACAUUGAAACGGAAAAGUCUAUUCAACUUUAUGUUGUUGUUUUUUUUUGUAAUAUCGCGGCUGUUCUUUGAGCCUUGACCUUUUUUUUUUUUUUGUUUUCUGUCCACCCCAAAAUAUUCUCCGACAUGUAUCGUCGGUAUUUUGCAUGUUUUGUUUUUGACUUUUGUUUCCUUACCUAAAAAUGAUGGACGAAAAGCAUCGACUUGUCUAUUUGUGAUUCGUGAUGGUCUUGAUGACACCUCUUUUAUUUUCAAGUCUGAAAAAGUGCUGUGCACUGGACGGGAGGUUGAAAUGUAGAGUCAACGUGAUUUGUGUGUGCGAUUCCGUGAACACAACUUGUUGAUAUUCUGACCUGAAACGUUUGCCCAAAUCUUGCGCUCGUCUUUGGCGCGUCCAGCUGUUUUUCUUUCCAAUAAAUGGCUAUACAAAA